This is a messenger RNA of Torulaspora globosa, 774 nucleotides long. It is a transcript of the gene RPC37, whose product is annotated as DNA-directed RNA polymerase III subunit C37. Bases 1 to 774 code for a protein of 257 amino acids. Gene Ontology annotation, biological process: DNA-templated transcription. Gene Ontology annotation, cellular component: RNA polymerase III complex; nucleus. NCBI's taxonomy places the organism in Eukaryota, Fungi, Ascomycota, Saccharomycetes, Saccharomycetales, Saccharomycetaceae. The record is from RefSeq and is a predicted model, not a curated record. The transcript has a single exon.
AUGAGCUCAGAGAAUCAGUUAUUUGUCACUGAUGAGGAAGAUAAACUGGCAGAAGAACAUAUAGCGGAGGAGCCUCCAGCGGUGCCGCAAGAGACCCAUGAUGACGAGGCAGUUGAAGAAGGAGAUGAUCCUGUAAUCCAGGAAUUCGCACUUAAUAUUGCGGGCAGGGAUGAAUUGCUACACGUACUGCAGUAUGCGAAUAAAGCUAAAAAAAUUGGCAACAGAACAGCGGAUCAUCCCUUUAUUGGAGCAUGCAGAUAUAAACCCAACUCUUCUGUUUGGGAACUGGAUAUCCCAGUGGAUGACGGUGCUUUCUUCAACAAGCAGAGAGCUGAGGAUAACUGGGGAAAGGCGGAUGUUCAAACAUUGAGGGGUGUAGGCGUUGAGAAUAGUGGGCAGUACGCAGGGUUUGUGUCGAACGGCGAAGUGUAUCUGGUGCCAGUCGAGAAGGUCGCACAGCUGAGGCCGUUCUUCAAAUAUAUAGACAAGGCGAGCUCGGAUCGAAAACAGGAGGAUGCAAAGAGGAAUGUAAACCCUGCCUCGCAGAAAAGCCAGGUUGUCACUAUGUCAGUCAAGAGUGUGAACGAUCCAACGCAACACAGGCUCGCGGGCGCGCUGUUGGCGCACAAAGUCGCAGAGGAGGAAGAACCGACGGAGCUGGCCUGGGCGGAGAACACAUUUGAACAUUUCAAGGAAUCUGUUGUGGCGGAAGCUAAUUCUCAUGUGCUCAAACCGCUGGGCGACGAGAAAAAUUAUGAGGAAAAUCUUGUAUGA